Stereum hirsutum FP-91666 SS1 is the source of this 1611-nucleotide messenger RNA. RefSeq lists its product as uncharacterized. Lineage: Eukaryota; Fungi; Basidiomycota; Agaricomycetes; Russulales; Stereaceae. The record is from RefSeq and is a predicted model, not a curated record. The transcript has 8 exons. Bases 251 to 1297 code for a protein of 348 amino acids.
GGCGUCGAGAGUUGACAAAUGGAUGUGUAUGUUCGGCUAUCAUCCGCCUUGCUGAAAAACGAUCAGGGCAGGACAAGGGCAGUGUACAGCAUCGUCCGGCAUGCGAGUCGCCACUGCUCUCGAACAGGCAUGAUGCACACUCCGACGCCGUCUGCCUUCCGCCGACACCCUUCUUGCUCUUAUAAACCACGCCUCGAUCUUUCUCGAGGGCGCUAAGGCAGGCCGUUUUCCCCCUUCCCGCUCCACCACCAUGUUCCAAGUGAGAGUGCUCUCUUCAGUCUGCCUUGCCCUCGUUGGCCUAUUAAGGGUAAUCCCGACGGCAGUGGCUCAGCUGAGCGCACCGAACUGCACCGACGCGUCGUACGAGUGGACGUUUAACUCGCUAAACCAGGGGCCAUGCACGAUGGCCGUCUACCUCGAAGCUGUCUGUAGCAGUGGUUCAUUCAGUCUCCCACCGCUCACCCCGGGCAGCUUCUACACAGGGCCAAGUCAAGCUCAAGCAGGCGAUAUCUGCAUGUGCAACUCCGUCGUCUACUCCUUGAUCAGCGCAUGCGACGCUUGUCAGGGGGCUGUCUGGCUUUCAUAUUCGGAGUACAACCACAACUGCACUGCAAUUGCCUCUGAGGGAACGCUUCCAUCUGGCCUAACAAUUCCAAGCGGAACAAGGGUACCUCACUGGGCUUACUUGAACGUCUCAGGCCUCGACUCAUGGGAUAACACAUCCGCCUUUGCAGCGAUCGGUGGCGCAGAAUCCUCCGCUACCGGAGGCGCAACCACCAUCAACCCCUCCACAACCGGCCAAUCCACAUUCCCCGCCUCCCUGACCGAUGCCUCUAGCACCUCAACCGGUUCAGGCUCACCUGCCAACACCGGUUCCUCUUCCUCGUCCGGUUCCUCAUCACACGCCGGUGCCAUCGCAGGCGGAGUCGUAGGUGGAGUCGUAGGCGUCGCUGCCAUAGCUGGACUUAUCGCUUUCUUCCUGAUAAGGAGGAGAAAUUCGAGGGUGCCGCCAUCGGCAAUGUAUACUGGGGCUGGGAACGGGAGCGGUGGCGGCGGAGGGGGUGGGUUUGGGAUAGAUAGUACGGCUUCGCCUGGGUUUGGAAGUGCGGCAGGUCAGUGGGAUCAGAGCUUGCCAGGGAUGAGUGAGACGCCCAGGAAGUAUUAUAAUCCCUCGGACCCCAGCACGUUCCCUACAACGCCUUCGCCAUCGUCGCCAACGAUUCACACCACAACCAACACGUAUAACAAAGACUUACAGCCGAAUCGUAGCCAGUAUGCCGGGCUUCCAGAGGUCUGAGGAAGGCCACCUCUGUCUUUCCGGGCUGAUCACUAUCAAGAUAGUCCUGUAUGUAACGCACAAGACGUUGUGGUUGUAUUCGCUCGCUCACUGGACGACCAGCUUGUUACUUCAUCUCUUACCCAUCUGGGUAUUUGUACUCCCCCACUUGUCUUUGUUUUUUUUUUCUAUCUGGAGGUCUUAUUUAUUCGUGAUGUCAUGUCAUGCUGUGUCUUAUUCCUGGUCGUUGGUCCAGAAGAAGGUUCAACCAGGUCCAAAGGGAACGCUUAAUAGUAUAUCGUACAGUAUGGGGUGCUCAGUUUAUUACCAUGGGU